Callorhinchus milii (elephant shark) is the source of this 2093-nucleotide messenger RNA. RefSeq names its product low-density lipoprotein receptor class A domain-containing protein 4. Gene Ontology annotation, biological process: negative regulation of transforming growth factor beta receptor signaling pathway. Lineage: Eukaryota; Metazoa; Chordata; Chondrichthyes; Chimaeriformes; Callorhinchidae. The transcript is spliced from 6 exons. Gene Ontology annotation, molecular function: R-SMAD binding. Gene Ontology annotation, cellular component: Golgi membrane; early endosome membrane. The record is from RefSeq and is a predicted model, not a curated record. The coding region runs from base 459 to 1394 and encodes 311 amino acids.
GGUGAGACACAGCGCGCGCGGUGGCGGUUGAGUCGAAGUUCGAGGCUCAGCUCGAGCCGCCGCCGCCGCCGCUGAGGGACGCGGAGCCGCGGGAAGAGGAGUGUGCCUGAAGCAACGUGGGAUGGGAAUGAAAACUGCUGGGAACUGAAUAGACAAGGCCCAGUAUAGUGACAACUGCAUCAUAACAGGACACACCCACUGGGGACAUUUUCUUAACUCUGCCAUGACUUUCAGAUUCACCAUGGAAAAUUUCUCAUGGCUUGGCAGCUAAUACAGUGCCAACAUAACGAGCAGCUUGGAACUUCAAUGUUUGUACCCCUGUUUCAGGUGAUUGUUUGCAGAUGAACCAUAUUGCAGUUAGAAAUGGAUUCUAAAGAGCUAAGAUGGAAGUGUUGUGGCUGCUUCCUGCACUGAGGAUGGAUUAAUGUUCGAACUGCAAACAUUGUGUGAAGAACAGUAUGCAGGAAGCUGGUUUUCGAGCCACAAAUGCUUUAAAAGAGUGCAAAUUCCACUGCGCCAAUGGCAACUGCUUGAAAUUUGGAAACUUGAUCUGCAACCAGCUGAAUGAUUGUGGAGAUAACAGUGAUGAAGAAAACUGUCCAUUAGUAACUGAGCUCCCACCACCUACCAUCUUCAACUCUGAUCAGGAGUUUGUCAAGAUAAUCAUCAUUGUUGUGGUAAUGACCAUCAUGGUAGUUGUGAUCAUCUGUUUGCUGAACCACUACAAACUGUUAACACGAUCCUUUGUAAACCGACAAAGUCAAGGCAGAAGACAAGAGGAAGCUUUGCAGCCAGAAGGGUGUCUAUGUCCGUCAGAAAGCACAGUGUCUCGCCACUGCCCUGCAGAGUUGAUGUAUUCUCCGAGAUCGAGGGACAGGUUUUCGGCCUCACCGUUCAUGCAGAGGGACCGCUUCAGCCACUUCCAGCCCACGUACCCCUACUUACACCAUGAGAUCGAUUUCCCCCCCACCAUCUCACUGUGGGAUGGCGAGGAGCCGCCCCCCUAUCAGGGGCUGUGUACUCUGCAGCUUAGAGACCCGGAGCAGCAGAUGGAACUGAACCGGGAGUCAGUUCGGGCUCCACCCAACAGAACCAUCUUUGACAGUGAUUUGAUAGACAUGUCAGUGUACAACGGGGGUCCUUGCCCGCCCAGCAACAACUCGGGCAUCAGUGCCACCAACUCCAGCAGUAACGGGCUGAUGGAGGGCCCACCCCCCACAUACAGCGAGGUGAUGGGGCGCUAUCCAGGCUCAGCCUUCUUCCAGCACCAGCACCAGCACAGCACGGCUCCCUCUGCACACGAGGAAAAUAGACACCAUUGUCAGCAGAACAAUGCAGAUUGUACAGUUGUCCCAUUCAAAGGGAAGGAAACGCACACAGAAAAAAUCAUUUGACAGUCGGCACAGACUCCUGAAUUGAGGCAGAGGACGGCCAGACUGGGCCAAGCAUCCUGGCACAAGGUUAAUCAGUGGGAACUGCAACCGUUUGAGUAAAACCAAAACAAGUCUGUCUGUCUGUCUCUGAGGGAAACAAACACAUGAUACAUUGAUUCUAACAACACAACUUCCACUUAGUAAAUUAGAGCAUUUGGUAAACAGUUGUUUUUUUUGUAUCCGGAUUAUUUAAUUUUGAAGAAACAAGCACAGACUUUCUGCCUUGGCCGGAGGGUGUUUUUCGUGAUGACAGAAUUGCCAACAAUAGAAGCUGAAGGUAUUUUAGGAGCAAUUGUACAUCACUGGACAGUUUUUUUUUGUAACAUUUUACAAACAAACUUAAGAGAAUUGAAAUUCCUUUUCAAGUGCUAAGACAAAAACGUUGGAGGGAAAAAAAAUGCAAUGGUUUAAAUGUGUUUGUGAAAAAUUGAAAUGUUGCACUAUUUUCUUGUUUGAUAAAAAAAAUGGGGAGUUGUUUUAUGUGAAAAAAUAUCUAUUGUCAUUGUCUUCAUAUUGACGGAACUGAGUGGAAUCACAAGGUGUAGAACUUUCCCAAUUCUGACGUGUGGAGGUUCUCCUUGAUUUCUGGAUCCAGCCCAUUGCCUCCCACCAUACAGGAAAUGGAAAAUUAUAGAGUCCUGUAGCUCAGCUGUUAGAGGC